This is a messenger RNA of Notolabrus celidotus (New Zealand spotty), 2878 nucleotides long. RefSeq names its product ring finger protein 122 (gene rnf122). The transcript has 6 exons. NCBI's taxonomy places the organism in Eukaryota, Metazoa, Chordata, Actinopteri, Labriformes, Labridae. The coding region runs from base 405 to 872 and encodes 155 amino acids. The record is from RefSeq and is a predicted model, not a curated record.
UGGGGGCGGGAACAGGAACAUAGAGCCAGUGCUCUAGUUUUCUCCUUCUCCCAAACAGAUGCUGCUGCUGGGUCAGUGUUAUGCUGCCUAUUGAUAAUAACAGAGUCCUAAAUAGCCACAGCGAGAAGGAAAAGAGGAUAUCCACGUCAACAUUUCUUCUUUUUGACACUACAGGAAACGGACCUAAAUAAUGUGACCAAACCAAGCUUCAACUUUCGAUAAAACGCUGUCCUAUUCCCCUUUGUGCGUCUUUUUUUUAAGGUGCUGAUGUGUCGCUAACCUUUCAAACUGCUCGUGCACUUUGUUUGUGGUCAUCCUCAUCCAUCUGCUCGCGUGGAAGACGCUGCGCCUUGUUGGUAAACACGAAUCCGACCCCGCCGGCAAGGACUCCCUCUGGUGCAUUGAUGCACCCGUUUCAGUGGUGUAACGGGUGUUUCUGUGGUCUGGGACUGGUUUACUCCAACAAGUCGUGCACCAUGCCGCCCAUCACCUUCCAGGACCUUCCACUCAACAUCUACAUGGUCAUCUUUGGGACUGGGAUCUUUGUUUUUAUCCUGAGCCUCAUCUUCUGCUGUUACUUCAUCAGCAAACUACGACAUCAAGCCCAGAGUGAACGCUUUGGAUACAGAGAGGUGGUUUUAAAAGGAGACCCCAAAAAGUUGAAUCUUCACGGGCAGACGUGUGCCGUGUGUCUGGAGGACUUCAAAGUGAAAGAUGAGCUGGGGGUGUUGCCAUGCCAACAUGCUUUCCACAGAAAGUGUCUGGUAAAGUGGCUGGAGGUUCGCUGCGUCUGCCCCAUGUGUAACAAACCCAUAGCGGGCCCCCCGGAGCAGCACCACAGCAUAGGGACUCUCCUGGAUGAGCUGGUGUAACCCUUCAUCCUCUCACCAGCCUAAAGGGACCUGAUGGGAUACUUUAGUUAAAACCAGCAGGUUUAAGUUGUCAACCACCAGGAAGAGGGAAACUGUUACGCUGCUGAAAUGCAGCAAAAAAACGCCAACAUGACGACAGUAAGUUGGGGUAACCUAGUUACCACCCAAAGAAGGACUAUAAAGGAUGCUGUUGCCUGGCAACCACCAUCUCAGAGAUGGCAGCAAGACACCUUGUAGUGUCUGAGAGAUUAUCUGAAGACACCCACACAUCACUCCACCACUCUUUUUUUCAUCAUUUCCCUUUUCACCCGCUCUGUCACAUCUUCUCCUGCAGCCCCGAAUGAUGUUAAUGACACCGCCCGCUUAAGUGGAGGAGACGCUACUGUCACGGCGAUGUGUAGAAGUGAGUGUUGAAGGAUGACAGCAGGAGACACUGAGCAUGAAUGAGUGUUGUGUUGUGGUGGUUGUUUGCUGAGGGUAUUUAAACCGUUGUUAAAACCCCUGUGAGGAGGUUUUAUCUGGUCGUGAUACAGAAUGAAAUUAAUACUGAUGCCUCUUUAUGACAUACAAAAGCAAACUAAACCAUCAGCAUGAAGGCUGAUCAUUUCUAAAUAGCUAUUUUUAAUCCACUGCCACGAGGUGUAGGUGUCAGACAAGAUGAUUUACAGCACGAUGAAGAAACAGCCUUUUUUACAUUUUCCACAGCAAAUGUAAACGAGUGAUAGAUUGGACCUUUAGAAAGACAGCAGGGUGGGAGUUUUCUAAAAGCACUAUUCAUGCAUGUAUGGGAAGAAAUUAGCAAAGAAGUUAACGCUUUGACAACAGGCGGCGCCAAAACCAACACAAAGUGAAGGUUCCUGCUAUGAGCUUAAAAGUCCAUGUGAGGAGUUGUGAUUUUGAAACAGAAUGAAAUACUGCCUGAAUAGUUCUCACAGGAGCUGUAAAGAGAGAUAGAGCCAUAGAGAUGAAGUGAUGUUUACAGAAGGUUCUCUUCUAACACUAACAUAACAGGUGAAAUAAGAGUUAAACAGAUAUAUCUGGAACUGUCUGCAAACAAAUCCAUGUAGAGUGUAAUUAAAAGAAUGUCAAAGACAGCUUGGAUUUAAAAAGCUUUAAGGACACAUUUUUGAAAGAUUCGGCCUUUAAAUUUAAUAAAUAUCACACUGGUUCAAAAUGUAAGACAAGGUGGAUUUCUGGUCAUAAGUUUGACCUGAUUAUUCAGAUUCUCACUAUAACUGGAGGUAAUGUGUAGCAAAUAAAUCAGUGCGGCCAUCCUGUUGAUUUUCUGCUGAUGUGUUCUGAUGGAGGUGUGAGAUGUAUUUCUACAAAGAUACCAUGUAAGACUUACUUUCCACAGGGAUGUUUUAUUGUUCAGACAUGUUUGUAUUGUGUUCAUAUAGAUGGAAGGAAUCAACACAUCCUGCCUCUAGCUGUAACUGUUUGGUUCUUUGUUUAAGUAUGUUGAAGAUUUUUUAAGAUAUUGCACUUUGAAUUUGUAAAAAAAAAAAAAGGGUCCCUUGUUUUCAGGUGUGGUGAGUGUUUUAUAUUAAAAAAAAGUAUGUGAAGAAUCAGAGAUGCUGCAUCAUCUGAGGAUAAGGGAAGCAGCCGUACAAAGUCAGUGUUGUUCUGUGAAUUCAUCUUGGAAGCAGCCAAACCUCACUUUCAUACUCGCCAUUUUUGUGGUAUAAUUGCAAUUGAUUCUGUUUUUAAUUCCUCAGUAGUGAAAAGCGAAACACUGCCUAAAGUGAGCACAAAUUCACAAGCACAUUGUUGUAUUUUAAAAACACCACAAACUCACGAACACACACACACGCACAUACAGGUGACACCGUUGGAAUCACAUGAGUUCAUGUGCCAAACAAAAAAAGGGAAAACACGUAUCUUCUGUUUCAUUUUCAACACAAAACCAAGUUAACUUUGAUUCUGGCCACAUUCCACAUUUUGUAAUCCAACAGAUGUAAAUAACUUGAAAAGAAUAAUAAAUGCAGUUGUCUGUUUUGCUCAGA